This is a messenger RNA of Leptosia nina, 324 nucleotides long. The record is from the annotation of a GenBank genome assembly. Lineage: Eukaryota; Metazoa; Arthropoda; Insecta; Lepidoptera; Pieridae.
AUGAAGAAAAGUACAAAGGAUUUGGCGCCGAUUGCGCUUCCUCAUGGACCACCUGUUGAGUGCACAGCUGAAUAUUACAAGUCACUUAUGGAAAGUGCUUGUAUGGUGAAAAAAUAUCCAGUAUGGGACGUGGCCCGCCCAACUCCUCAAGUACUCAUGGAGCAAGCACGAAGGGACCUAAUGGAAGCUGAUGAAAAGUUAGCUUACAAACGGGAAGAAGAAAGAAUAAAUAGAGAGGUCAUGGAUACCAAAUGGCGCGAUCUUCGCGAAAAGGAAAUGCUGUUAAAGGAAUCAUUUAUAAGUUUUAAUAAGGUGCUAGUAUAA